Molecule: messenger RNA, 2177 nt
Organism: Phytophthora nicotianae INRA-310
Lineage: Eukaryota; Oomycota; Peronosporomycetes; Peronosporales; Peronosporaceae
Exons: 3
Coding region: 21-944 (307 amino acids)
Biological process (GO): tetrahydrofolate interconversion
Cellular component (GO): cytosol
Molecular function (GO): methylenetetrahydrofolate dehydrogenase (NADP+) activity; methenyltetrahydrofolate cyclohydrolase activity
Source: RefSeq, a predicted model, not a curated record
AGAGCCACAAAACCGAAAAAAUGGCAGCGCGGGUGAUCGAUGGCAAGGUCAUCGCCAAGGCGCUGCGUGCAGCGCUCAAGGGCGACGUGGCGGCGCUAACGGCCAAACAUGGAAGGGCACCAGCACUUGGGCUCAUCAUGGUAGGGGAUCGCAAAGACUCGGCGCUAUACGUGCGCAACAAGAACGCAGCCUGCCGUCGCACAGGCAUCCGCUCUGAGAACUUCCUCUUUGAUGAGGAUGUCUCCCAGGACACCGUUGUGCAAAAGGUAGAGGAGCUGAACGAGGACCCAACCAUCGACGGCAUCCUAGUGCAGCUACCACUACCGGGCACACAGCUGAAUGCACAGCAGAUCAUCGACCGUAUCCAGCACGACAAGGACGUGGACGGCCUACACCCGUUCAACGCCGGUGAGCUGGCCAUGCGCGGACGAUACCCGUACUUGAUCCCAUGCACAGCGAAAGGGAUAUUGGCAUUACUGGACGAACAGCAGACCCCAUUGCGUGGGAAAACGGCGGUGAUCAUUGGCCGUAGCAACUUGGUGGGCAAUCCGGUGAGCAUGCUGCUGCAGAAGCGAGACGCUACGACGAUUCUGUGCCACUCCAAGACGGUGGAUCUGCCGAGGUACGUGCGUCAAGCGGAUGUGGUAGUGGCAGCAUGUGGGCAGCCCUAUCUUGUGCGGGGUGAGUGGUUAAAACCUGGUGCCACCGUUAUUGACGUUGGUAUCAAUUUCGUUCGCGAUGUGGAUGGUGAAUUCCACGGAGAGGAGAACGCUGACGGCUUCAAGCUUGUUGGCGACGUUAACCUUCCUGAAGCUUGUGAAGUGGCGGGGGCUCUAACACCUGUGCCCGGUGGCGUGGGGCCAAUGACGAUCGCCAUGCUGCUGCACAACGUCGUCGAAGCCUUUAAACGCAGAAUGGACAAUAGAAAAAUUGGUGCGCUGUAAGUGGCACCAUUGAAGGACAAGCAGUGGAAUCGUGUGCGGCGUUGUAGGCGAAAUUUUGUGUGGGUCUAUAUUUUGUAGUGUGUUCUUCAGGAGCUGCUUAAUAACCGGGUUUCUUCUUUUGACGAGCACGGGGAAGUAACAUUUCCUGCAAGAAUUGAUCGACGCGCUUGUGUAACGCGACGUAUGGAUUGCAGAUCACAUACUCGGUGAGUGCAGCAAGUGCCUCUUGGAAGUCGCUGAAGUCUGCGCGCAGCAUCUCCAGUUCGGCUUCAGUGCUUAUUGUUCCGGUUGCUGGUGCUGGAGAACUGCCAUCAUCACGUUGCAGAUUAACGAGCACUUGCUUGAGUGUAUGUUCCGUCACAAAGCUUCCGAUGAGCUUGCAGUCACGCGCCAUGACAAUGAAAGCAGACAGCGAAAGGGUCGAGUUCUGCUCGCGUAUGGCGUGCAUGGAUGCAUAAUAGCGGAAAAUACGCUGGAGAACAGGCUUAUGCCGCUGGAAGACCUCGCGUACUUUUGGUUGUGCGACUUCGGCACGGAAGAGUUCCCGCUGAGAUCGCAGAGCGUUUGGGAGAAUAUCUUGUUCCAUAAGCAACCGAAAACGUUCGUCCAGCGGUAGUGUCGGCGUUGGUGCUGCACGAGCAUGGCCUCCCCGUGCUGGACCCCGUGGUGCUGGCAUUGGGGCAUACUUUAUCGCGGCUAGUCGCACAAGGGCAUCUGCAAAUUGUCGACCAGAUAGUUCUGGCUCCGCCUCGGUCACUUCAUCGGAGCCGUUUUCGGCCGCUUUUGUUGGGAUCACAGAUGUUGCAGUUAUCCCCGAGGGAAGCUCAUUCGUUGCCCCAGAAAGAAUUGAAUCCAGGUGUAGAGCAGCUCUAUAGACGUUAUCAACCACUUGUUGAGUGAUGUGUUUAUCUCCAGUGAAGCAGUCCUUGAUGAGCUUGUUGAACUCCGUCAAGCUCAUUGCCGCCAGGCUCCCAGCCCCGCCACUCGCACUGCAUCAGUGCCACAAGUUCUAGUCAGUAUGGUUCAAGCAAGCAAAGUGUUAACAAUGCACCUGUAAUGUUUGAAGAUGUCGUUGAGAUCCUUGCUAUAAGCAAGCAGAGCACGUCGGACAGCAGCUGUAGCAAUGUCAACAUCUCGCUCGGGUACGAACGGUGGCAUGGUGGACCCAGUAACCAUAACUUGUGUCGUGCUGGAGCCUUUGCGGCCUACAGAUUGAUUAAGCAGAUUGAAAGC